Messenger RNA from Zea mays, 2161 nucleotides. RefSeq lists its product as uncharacterized. Lineage: Eukaryota; Viridiplantae; Streptophyta; Magnoliopsida; Poales; Poaceae. The record is from RefSeq and is a predicted model, not a curated record. Gene Ontology annotation, cellular component: cytoplasm. Gene Ontology annotation, biological process: L-phenylalanine catabolic process. Gene Ontology annotation, molecular function: homogentisate 1,2-dioxygenase activity. The coding region runs from base 322 to 1788 and encodes 488 amino acids. The transcript is spliced from 7 exons.
UUUGGUGAUGUUCAGUUCAUUAAUUCAUUUACAGAAGUGGAAGCUGUUUCCAUAGAGUUUGGAAGCUGUUUCCAGAGCAGAGCAGGGUGAAGCAAUCAACAGCAGCUGGAGGGAGCCGCUGCUGAGCAAUCCAUCUGGAUCGUUGCUUCCCUCAUCGGACAGUCCAGAUGAGGAUAUGUACAAUGGCAGGUGGCAAGCAGUCAGCGGCAGGAGGCAAGUCGUGCCGUGCCGUCUGCUCCUUGCCUGCUCUGCUGGUCUCGCCGUUGCCGGCUUGCCCCGUCCGUGCGUCCAUCUGUUUCCUCCUUGGAUCCUCGACAAGCAAUGGCCAUGGAGGAGGAGCAGACACCACCCGAGCUGCGCUACCUCUCGGGCCUGGGCAACACCUUCACGUCGGAGGCGGUGCCGGGGUCGCUCCCCGUGGGGCAGAACAACCCGCUAGUGUGCCCGCUGGGACUCUACGCCGAGCAGCUCUCCGGCACCUCCUUCACCACCCCGCGCGCCCGGAACCUGCGCACGUGGCUGUACCGGAUCAAGCCGUCGGUGACCCACGAACCCUUCUAUCCGCGGAACCCCACCAACGAGCGCCUCGUCGGCGAGUUCGACCGCACCACCACCGUCGCCACGCCCACGCAGCUGCGCUGGAGGCCCGCCGACGUGCCCCUCCACCCGGGCCUCGACUUCAUCGACGGACUCUACACCGUCUGCGGCGCCGGCAGCUCAUGCCUCCGACACGGAUACGCCAUCCACAUGUAUGCUGCUAACAAGCCCAUGGAUGGAUGCUCCUUGUGCAAUGCGGACGGUGACUUCCUCAUUGUUCCCCAGCAAGGAAGGUUAUUUAUCACAACCGAGUGCGGAAGGCUGCUGGUUUCACCCGGCGAGAUCGUCGUGAUCCCUCAAGGUCUCCGAUUUGCUGUCGACUUGCCGGAUGGCCCCUCGCGUGGCUAUGUCUCUGAGAUCUUCGGCGCCCAUUUUCAGCUCCCUGAUCUUGGCCCAAUUGGUGCCAAUGGCUUGGCUUCGCCGAGGGAUUUCCUUUCCCCGACAGCAUGGUUUGAGCAGGAGCACCACCCUGGAUACACAAUAGUGCACAAGUAUGGUGGCGAGCUGUUCAGCGCCACGCAGGAUUUCUCUCCAUUCAACGUGGUCGCGUGGCAUGGGAAUUAUGUCCCUUACAAGUAUGAUCUGAGUAAGUUCUGUCCAUUCAACACCGUCCUCUUGGAUCAUGGCGACCCGUCAGUGAACACAGUUCUAACUGCGCCAACUGAUAAGCCUGGCGUCGCGUUGCUUGAUUUUGUAAUAUUCCCACCCAGAUGGCUGGUUGCUGAGAAUACAUUCCGCCCACCCUACUACCACCGCAACUGCAUGAGCGAAUUCAUGGGCCUCAUCUAUGGGAUGUACGAGGUAUCUAUCUAUCUAUCUAUCUAUCUAUCUAUCUUAUCUAUCUAUCUCUCUGGCAGUGGCAGCAGUCAUGUGAAGAGAUGUAAAGACGAUGCACAUCUGCAGGCUAAGGCCGAUGGUUUUCUUCCUGGUGGCGCCAGCCUUCACAGCUGCAUGACACCGCAUGGGCCAGACACCAAGACGUACGAGGCAACGAUCAGCCGUGCUGCUGCCAACGAGCCAUCCAGGCUCAGUGGUACGUUGGCGUUCAUGUUUGAGUCUUGGCUUAUCCCUCGCGUGUGCCCAUGGGCUCUGGAUUCCCCGUGUCGGGACCUCGACUACUACCAGUGCUGGAUCGGAUUGAAGUCACACUUUUCACCUCCUGCUGCUGCUGUUGAUGAUGAGAACGAGUAGCUGCUUACAGCAGCAGUCUUGGAACGGACAGGCAGCGAACUGAAACUGGGGUGGAUAUGCUGUACGUCGUGUCCUGCUUGCUGUCGGUUUCUGAAGCUUUUAGCUGGCAGGGACAGGCGGCUGUUGGCUUUGCUGAUUGCCCAACCCUCUCCUGUAAUAUUAAUCCUACCAGAGAAACUUAAACUUGACUCAACCGAUAUGCUAUUAAAUAAAUAAAGCAAGCAAGUUAGGAUACGAGUUACCAGAGUUGUCACGGUUCCAGCAACCCGUAGCCAGUGCUGUCACGUAUCAGUGAGUACGUGAUUGCGACAAAAACACACACACAUGUUAAUAUGUAUUUUUGUUAGUCACAAUAAUCGUGUGUUGUUAUUAA